AUGUCAGAAACCACCGCAACAAUCCCCUCCCUCUCCCUCGGAACCGGCCACAGCAUCUACAAAACCACCCUCCUCCCCGCCAUCCAGUCCGCCCAACACUCCGUAAUCCUCAUAACCUGCUUCUGGUCCCGCUCUCGCACGCUCGACGCCCUAAACGAGACCCUCCUAAAACUCUCCAGCUCCGCCCUCCAGCGCGGCGACGGCAAAAAGAUAACCGUCCACAUAGGCUUCUCCUCGUCUUCUCUCUUCCAGAAAUUAUUCCACACGUCCUCGGCUGCGGGACAGGUGUAUCCGCCGGAGGUAUGGACGAGGAAGUUGGGGUUGCUUGGGGAGGAGGAUUUGGGCGGGUUGGAGGUGAGGGUUAAGAGUGUUUUUUUGUGGCCGUUUAGUGUGUGGCAUCCGAAGUUUGUGAUUAUUGAUCAGACGCGAGUCUUUCUCCCUUCAUGCAACGUUUCGUGGGAGGAUUGGUUUGAGGGGUGUGUGGAGAUGAGGGGGCCGAUUGUGGAGGACUUUGUGAAGUUUUGGAGGCAGAAGUGGAGUGGUGGGGAGGGGGAGUUGGGUGGGAGUGCGGGAGAUUUGUCGAGUGUGGAUGAAGGAAUUCCUGUUCAAGGGGAUGCUGCUGUGAGGUUGAAUGAUGUGCCUUGCAAGUUUCUACCUUCGGCGCAUCAUCGCAAUCCCAACUUUCGACUCCCGUGGCUGCAGUGCGCUCCUCCGCCAGCGACGACUCUCAACCUCGAACUCUUGAGACUAUUCACUGAUGCUAGAAAGGAAAUUUUUCUACAGACCCCCAAUGUCACAUCUCCGCCGGUGCUGAACGUGCUUCUGGAUGCGCUCAAGCGAGGCGUGGAUGUCAGAAUCACCACCAGCGAAAGACUCAUGAUUCUGGAGCAGCUCGUCACUGCUGGGACCACCACCGCCCGAUGUGUGAGAUGGCUCAUCAAGCGCCACCAGAGAUUGUCCAAGCGAGGCCCUGACGAGGAAGCUGGACUGAUAAAACCUGGCCGUCUGCAUAUCUCGUAUUACCAGCCCAAAGUCGUGACCAAGAGCAGUAUCACUGGAGGUGCGGAACCUGUCCAGUCGCAUUUGAAGUUGGCGGUGGUGGACCGGCAUGCGAUCGUCUUUGGAAGUGGCAAUAUGGACAGAGCUUCGUGGUACACCAGUCAGGAACUUGGAGUCGGCUUUUAUUCCAACGAGUUGGUUGCGAAAACCUUGGAAAAGCUGGAGGCGGCCUUGGAAGGCCGCAGAAAGCUCUUGUACGACAGUGAGGGCAAGUGA
Zasmidium cellare ATCC 36951 is the source of this 1275-nucleotide messenger RNA. RefSeq lists its product as uncharacterized. The record is from RefSeq and is a predicted model, not a curated record. Gene Ontology annotation, molecular function: catalytic activity. NCBI's taxonomy places the organism in Eukaryota, Fungi, Ascomycota, Dothideomycetes, Mycosphaerellales, Mycosphaerellaceae. Bases 1 to 1275 code for a protein of 424 amino acids. The transcript has a single exon.